UGUGAUGUAAUCACUAGGCGACGACGGGGUUCAUACUGGGGCUCUCCAGACCGACUGACUUUAAAGAACAGGUCCAAAAAGUCGUUUAGUGAGAAAAUCAUUCUAAAAUAUAUUUUAAACGUUGGCGCCCUGUAGUUUAAUACGUUGCUGUUUUUGUUCUGUAAUAGUGUACCGGCUGAUUUUGGCGUGGUUAUUGUAAUUCAUUGCAUCAGCAACAACGUGCUGCCACAAUACGUGCCUUAGAAUGAGCACCUAAUAUUUGUAGGAGCAAGCUGAAAGGUUAAUUUGUGGAAAUACUGUACAUUUUUGCACCACACAUUCGGUUUGGCAGCCCGAAAAGAUUGGAAUUUGCAGUAUGGAUGAAGGAGAGCUGGUAGAGUAUUUCAGGACGCAAAUGAGCCAGGAUCCUGAUGUGGCCUCUGCGGUUGCGGCCAUACGCUCACUUCUGGAGUUCCUGAAGAGAGAUCAGAGUGAGACCAUCCUGGGCCUGAGGGAGAACCUGACCAAAGCCAUAGGCCGACUGCAGGAGGCCGAUUCCUCUGUGGCUGUUUCCUCUGGAGGAGAACUUUUCCUACGAUUCAUCAGCCUCACCUCGCUGGAGAAUCCAGAUCUUUCACAGUGCAGGAAUGUGAUGAUCGAGAGAGGAGAACUCUUUCUGAAGAAAAUUUCUUUGUCUAGAGGCAAAGUGGCCAAACUCUGCCACACCUUUAUUAAAGACGGGGCUAAAAUCCUCACUCACUCCUCAUCCAGAGUUGUGCUGAAAGUUCUGGAAAGCGCUGCAGCUGAUAAGAAGCGUUUCACCGUCUAUGUCACUGAGUCGCAACCGGAUUCUGCUGGUAAACUCAUGGCAGACAAACUGCAAAGACUUAAUAUCCCAGUCACAGUGGUGCUUGAUGCUGCAGUUGGAUACAUCAUGGAGAAGGUGGACCUGGUAAUAGUUGGUGCUGAGGGGGUGGUAGAAAGUGGAGGCAUCAUUAAUAAGAUUGGAACCUACCAGAUGGCAGUAUGCUCCAAAGCGCACAACAAGCCGUUUUACGUAGUGGCAGAGAGUUUCAAAUUUGUGCGUCUUUACCCCCUCAACCAGCAAGAUGUGCCUCACAGAUUUAAGUAUAAAGCAGACACCCUGAAAACUGCAGAGGACCUCAACCAGGAGCAUCCCAUAAUUGACUACACCCCUCCCUCCCUCAUCACCCUGCUGUUUACUGAUUUGGGAGUGCUUACGCCUUCUGCGGUCAGCGACGAGCUCAUCAAACUCUAUUUGUAAUGCUCUUAGCUGCCCCUUACAGGGACACACAAUCAAAUCAAGAUCCACCUGACCUUAAUGCAAAUUCAUGUGGUUCAUCUCGGUUUAACUCCGCACCAACAGCCAUUAAAAUCUUCUUGAUUUCCAUUGGAUGAUCUGAUUUGAAUAUUCAUAUGACGUUUGUCUGCAUGCUUCAGUUGUGUUGUUAAAAAAAAGUUGUCCCACCCCUGACUUCCACAAUCCACAAUUUGACUAAUUUUUCUAAAAGAAUCAGAUUUGAGGAAACUGCCACCCAUGUUAUAUUCUUUAAGGUAGAGUGCUGUUACUUGUCAGCUUUGACUUUGUACUGGAAAUAUGGAGUAUAUGAAGUUCUUAGUUCACCAGUCUUUCUUAAAGAAGAAAGUAUGAUGUUAGUUUGGUUAUAAAAAUAUGAACUACUCAUUUGACUUUGUUAAUUUGCUUGUAUUAACUCUCAUCCUGGAAUUGUUAACACUUUAAUGAGUUCAACUUGUUUCAACCCUAGUAAUUACAAAAUUUAAUAGGUGUUAGAGAAGGAAAUUCACCAAAACAGUAAGCACCCUUGGCUUAUAUUAUUCAUGCUUGUAUAUAUGAACACAUUCAACAUGACUAUUAACCCACUGUAAAUGGAAGUUGAACUGAAGUAUUCAACCUGUAUGGUCUCAAAUGAUCUUCAAAAUGUGGUUUAAAGCAAUUUAGCAUAAUUUAUGGAGUACUGAAAAAGUGGCAUUCUCUAUGAACCAUAAAUUGUGACAGACUUAAAUUUAUGCCCCCUCACUUGAUACUGACUUUAUUCAAAAGUCAAAAUACAGAGCCCAGUGGAACUUCAUUUUGAACACUGGAAUAGUCCACUAUUUCCAUUACGGAGACUCAAAUUA
Colossoma macropomum (tambaqui) is the source of this 2139-nucleotide messenger RNA. It is a transcript of the gene eif2b1, whose product is annotated as eukaryotic translation initiation factor 2B, subunit 1 alpha. The transcript has 9 exons. Bases 356 to 1264 code for a protein of 302 amino acids. The record is from RefSeq and is a predicted model, not a curated record. Gene Ontology annotation, cellular component: eukaryotic translation initiation factor 2B complex. Gene Ontology annotation, biological process: translational initiation. NCBI's taxonomy places the organism in Eukaryota, Metazoa, Chordata, Actinopteri, Characiformes, Serrasalmidae. Gene Ontology annotation, molecular function: guanyl-nucleotide exchange factor activity; translation initiation factor activity.